AUGAGCGGCCGGGUCCCGCUGGCCGAGAAGGCGCUGUCGGAGGGCUACGCGCGCCUACGGUACCGGGACACCUCCCUGCUCGUGUGGCAGCAGCAGCAACGCAAGCUGGAGUGGGCGCCGCCGGGCACCUACCUGAGCCGGAGCCGCAGCCUGUGGUACUCGCAGUAUGGCAACGAUGCCAUCCUGGUGCGCGACAGGAACCAGCUGCAGGUGCCCCGGGACACCGGGCGGUCCAAGUUCUGUACUGUCAUGUGA
Messenger RNA from Ochotona curzoniae (black-lipped pika), 255 nucleotides. It is a transcript of the gene BRD3OS, whose product is annotated as BRD3 opposite strand. The transcript has a single exon. Lineage: Eukaryota; Metazoa; Chordata; Mammalia; Lagomorpha; Ochotonidae. The record is from RefSeq and is a predicted model, not a curated record. Bases 1 to 255 code for a protein of 84 amino acids.